Messenger RNA from Chiloscyllium plagiosum (whitespotted bambooshark), 4412 nucleotides. NCBI's taxonomy places the organism in Eukaryota, Metazoa, Chordata, Chondrichthyes, Orectolobiformes, Hemiscylliidae. The record is from RefSeq and is a predicted model, not a curated record.
AUAAUUGCCAGGCUAAAGCCCUUGUGUAUAUUUAAGGCUGAGAUGGCUGGAUUCUUGAUCAGUAAGGGAAUCCAGGGUUCCGGGGAAAGGGCAGGGAAACGGACAUGAGAAAUGUCAAGCCCAGCCAUGAUCCUGUUGCAUAGUGGGGCAAGCUGGAGGGGCCAAACGGCCUGCUCCUGUUCCUAUUUCUUAGAAGAUGGUUGGAGUUCACAGCGGGCUAAGGAGUGGGUCUGGUUUGGAGCAGGGGAACAGGGGUUGUUGGGCCUAAGAGAGGAAGGGUUGUGUGUGGUCUGGGCGGAGGUGUCGUUAGCGGUGAGAGAGGUCACUAUGAGGUCUGUUCGAUAGUUACUCAUGAGUGAGACGAUGCCUAACUUUUCCCGAGUUCCUGUUUUACUUAGUCCGCCCCGAAUUCUCGGAGUUAAAAUGAGACUUCCAGCGGGUUCCAGUCGUGAAGGAUCUAACUGCCCAGCGGUAUCUUCAAUUUCCCGGGUAAUUCCUCGAGAGUUUGCAAGGCUGCUUCUGCUCCCCUCCACACGCUGGAAGAACGGCGGCCCGGCCAGCGGAAAAUCCCGGCGUGGGCUUUCCGCCGGUGUGUAUGUGCGCGCUUCGAAAGUCGGGCGCAGGUGGAGUGAAGAGAGUAAGCGGGGGAGAAGUUAUUAUCUUCUGUCACCACGUUCAAACCCUCUGGAAAAGUGUCUCUUUCAAAGUGACGAGUUAAUUUAAAAAAUAACAGUUGGCGUCUUCAAGUGAAAAGAAAAUGGAAAUUUGGCAGGAGCUGCCCACAGUAAUAAGUCUUCGCACGCUGAUAAUCAGCUGGAGGCGGAUUGCCCAGAAUCACAAGGUACGCACUGCGUGAUUAUUUCUCCCUCGUUGGCUGUGAGGAGGAAGCAGCGGCUGGGAAUCCGAGAGUUCGAGUCUGCUCGGAGUAAACCCGACUGCAGACACAGACCUAGCGCACCGUGAACUCUCAGCUCUUGGUUAUCAGGAAAGCCACCCCCGAUGGAUACCGAGGCGGAGGGAGAUGCAGGAAAAGGAGUGUUUGCAGUUGGAUUAUGAAUAAAGAAAUUUCUAGUUGGAAUGGAGACAAGAUUGUUGGAAAGGAGAGGCUAGGAGUAGGAUAUCAGAGGAUACGAAACGGGGAAGAAAACAUUGAUUUUAAAACACUUCGGGCAAAAUUUCAAAAGUCUGACAUAAUAAGGAUCAAGUCCAGUGGUAAACAACCUUUACAGACUUCUGAGGCACCUGGAGUGGCUUGUCCGAAAACAGCGCUGAAUGUAACCAACAUUAACAUUUUUGAGACAGUUCCUCUUCACGAUGCUGCUGUUCAACAAACUAGUGCACAAUCUCCUCCUCCACCUGUUCCUCUGGUAAAACCAACAGUAGUUCCAAAGCCUGUACUUUUGAAAUUGCCUGACUGGACAGACCCCAGUGAUCCAGAUAGAAGUGGAAGAAAACCAGAAGAUCUUACUAGCUGUAAAGGGGCAUCAUUGAGGAUUAGUUCAAACAAUCUUCAAAAAUCUGAAAAUCAAACUUCAGAAUCCAGACUUUCAAAAGAUAAUGUAGUAAAUGACCAACUGAAUACAAUCUCAUUUAAAGAAAAAUUAAACAUUUGGGAGAAUUCUUUACAUUGCAAUAGUGCACCAGUUGAAAAGAUAAAAUGUGAUACACUUCCUCCUUCACUGUUAAAUUCAGGAGCAAUUUCUUACUUUUCUCCUAAGGCAAUAUGUCGUGCUGAUCCACUUUCCAGGACAAUUUCUGUUUCACAAAAUAGAAAGGGAGAUCGAAGUAUGGAUCCAGAGAUACAGGUGUCUGGUGCAAGGAAAGACAUGACCCAGUCUAUGCUCAUCCAAAGUAACGACACUUCUCAAUCAAUUGAUAACUGUAGAAUUAUUGUUCCAAUUCUUCCACCAAAAAUGUAUCUUCCUUGCCCACAAGUUAAUCAGAAAGGGUUGAAACUAGAUGACAACACUGUAGAAUCAGAGAUGUCUUCAAGGUUGCCAUUGGAUUCAAAUAACCAUCGAGAACCAAAGCUGCCAAUGGAUCAGGGGGUAGGAAACGCUCAUGAGAAAGAUUACCAACAUACGUUCCUGCGACGCAGGGAGUUGCCAUCUAUUGAAGUAUUGGGACCUCCUCCAGUGAAACCACCCAGACCGUUCAACGUAUACUUUGGCGCAUUACAGAAGAUCAAAAUGGCCAGUUGUAGUCCAACUAAAUUAUCUAAGAAGAAUGGCAUCUCUUCGUCAUCGAUAUCAUACACAGAUGAAUAUAAAAUUUUAAACACUGUAAGUCGUAUACACGAAGAAACCAAUAAGAAAAAGGAGCAGCAGCACCAGGAAGUUGAGCAGAAAAAUGUAUUGCAAAUCAGAAAAAUGAAAGGGAAACAUCAGGACCAAGUUAAGGAAUAUGAAAGUAAAGAAAUAAGAGAAAAAGAAAUAAGAGAAAAAGAACUACAGAGGAAAUUCAAUCUCACAGGCCUGGAGGUUCCUAUAUAUAAAGUUCAAGUGCAGCAGCUUUUAAAGGGAGGAAAACUGGACCUCACUGUGAAACCGGGUGAAGUAGUGGAAAUUAUCCGUAUGGUUGAUUGUCCUACUGGAAAGUGGCUAGCCAGAACUCAUGAUGGGAAUUAUGGUUACAUCCAGAUUGAAGCUGUGAAAAUGGAUAAUGCCGAAAUUAAGGAAAUUAGUAAAAGAAUUUUGAAACAACCAGAGACAUUUGAGGAAAUAUACGAUGACGUUGGUCUUCCUGAAAUAACUCCUGAACUGUGUUCCACAUCACCACUUCAAAAUGUUGACUCUGGGCAAUCCACUGAAGCAAUGGAUACCAAAAAGGAAUCUGAAAAAAGAAACAGUGGAAAUAAGGUAAACCCCCUCACAAAAAUCUUACAAAAAGGAAAAGAAAAGAAAAGAAUGGGACAUGAAAGUUCCUCGUAUAUCCUGCAACCUGAAUUAGGACCUGUAUCCCCUGCUUAUGACAACUCAAGCAAUUUGUCAGGAAGUCAAAAAUUGAGCAGUUCAAAGAACUAUUUUGUGGAUGAAGAGCCAUUAGAUGGACAAGUGUAUGACGAUGCAGAAUCCUGUAACUCAGAGUCUCUUAAAAAAGACCGAAUGAAGGAAUUGGGAAAACUGUUCAAGAAGGAGAUUGGUGAUGGAGAAAGGGAGAAGAAGGUAAAAAUAAGAAAAGAUAAAGAACAAGAUCAGCUCAGUGCAAAUUCAAGAUCACAAUCUACUUUAUCUAUAACUAAUUCAGAAAGCAGUGCAAGCGGUGUGUAUGAAGAUCUUAACAGUGUGAAGGAAUAUGGUGAUUUUGAAGACAGAACUUCAAAAUCCGAUCCAAAUAAAAAUGGUUGGGCAAAUAUCUUCAGGAAACGUGAAGAAAAUGUAAAGAGAACCGAAGAAAUUAACACAAAGGUACAAGAAGCUGAAAGAGUGGAUGGCAAUAAUGAGGAUGGCCCCGUUUCAGAUUUUAAGGCAACCAGAGAGAAGGUGAAAGGAAUAUUUAAAGGGAAGAGAAAAGAUCCAAAUGAAGAAAAAGAGACAAAAGUGAAUAAAAAGAAAAUGCUAAAAGAGCAAGAAUUUAGAGAAAAGUUUAACUAUACUAAGGAGAUAGUUGUGGAAAACAUUGCAGUUGUGGAGCAGAAUGCUGUACAGGAGAAGAAAGGAUCCCUAUACUUACCCAUAAAAGCUGGAGAGAAGCUGGAAGUAAUCGAUAUUGGAGAAGGAAACCAAAUUAUCUGUCGAAACUCAGAAGGCAAAUAUGGUUAUGUUCAUGUACGGCAUUUAAUAUUUGGAAACCAGAAUUAACAGGAAUGCUUCAGAAGGAAAUGAACAGAAGUCAUUAUUUUGAAAAUUGAUUUAUGAAAGAAUUUCUGUAUAUACUAUAUUUAUAGCAAUCACUUUAAUCCAGUCAUUUCAACAGCACAUCAAAAUGCCUCUCUAUUGCAAUGUAAGAUAUUGAAAGAAAAAACACUGAAUUCCAGAAGGAUUAUUUUUUAAAAAGCUGGCAAGAUACGGCAGAUAGUUAUCAAUCUGAUGACACUAUCUGAGCAAGAGGCACAUUAAUGGGUAUUUGAAUCCAAAAAAAAACACAUUUGACUGAGUAAAAUGAAUAAAAUAUAAAACAAAGUGCGCUGAUAACUUUGGUUGACAGGUUUGUGUUGCAAUUUAAAAUGACAGGGCUACUUGAGACGUUUGCUAGCCCAACAAGAAAAUAACCAUCAUAGGUUUUCUUCUUGCUGUUGAAUUUUACCUGUCCACAUUAUGGUGGGAAACUAGUUUUUUUUUUAAGAUGUGCUGCUAUUUACAUAAUGAAAUUCACAAAGUACCAAGGUGAUUUGCAAUGACACAAGUAUCCUGUGAAUUGAAACCCAUCUAAGGGGGUUUGACAUUCUGAAUUUAACCUUACACACUAUUUAA